This is a messenger RNA of Ostrinia furnacalis (Asian corn borer), 4430 nucleotides long. Its product is annotated as trithorax group protein osa. The transcript is spliced from 18 exons. Gene Ontology annotation, cellular component: brahma complex; nucleoplasm; SWI/SNF complex. Lineage: Eukaryota; Metazoa; Arthropoda; Insecta; Lepidoptera; Crambidae. The coding region runs from base 1 to 4074 and encodes 1357 amino acids. Gene Ontology annotation, biological process: positive regulation of DNA-templated transcription; chromatin remodeling; regulation of transcription by RNA polymerase II. Gene Ontology annotation, molecular function: DNA binding; nucleosome binding. The record is from RefSeq and is a predicted model, not a curated record.
AUGUCCAAAGAGCCAUUCCGAGUGGUGCCCGGCGAGCCGCGCUCGCAGGUGUUCGUGAGAAGUGCAUGUGCGCAACUCGCACUAAUUUGUGUUUCGGUGUCAUUCCAAGAAGUUGUCAAGACGGCCGUCAUCAUACGGCUGCCUGCGGCCACAGAUCUGACCGGUCAGAACAGCAAUGACUCGGGCGGCAGCGGCAGCGCUGGACGCGCUACCACGCCGCACCUGAGGCCCACGCCCAGCCCCACCGGCUCCAGCGGGUCGCGAUCCAUGUCACCAGCUGUCGGCACACAGAACGUAACGAUGCCGCCGCGAACGUCGUCCUCGCUGCCGGACGGCAGCGGGCCCCCGCGGCCCGGGGGCCCUGGCGGGGCGCCGGGGCCCGCGCCGAGCCCCGUGCCGCCGCCGGGCGCGAUGGUGGCGCAGCCCUACUCGCACCACGCGGCGUACAAGACGGCGCACUACCCGCCACAGCCCUACGGCUACCCGCCGCGGAACCACCACCCCUACCCGUAUGGGUACCAGCCGCGGCCGCCGCCGCACCCGCCGCAACACUACCCGCCGCUAAAGCAGCAGCCACGUCACAUGGGGCCCCCGACGCCCGGCGGCGGCGGGCCGGGCCCCGAGGGCGCUAUGCCCCCACCGACUGCGCCAGGAGAAGCCCACGAUAACGGGCCCGCAGCCCCCGCCAUCGCGCUCGUCACCACGGGCCCUGAUGGCGCGCCCUUAGACGAGGGUAGUCAGCAAAGUACGCUUAGCAACGCUUCUGCAGCAUCAGGCGAGGAGCCCUGCGGGACGCCCAAAGGGCGCGGCAAGGACUACGGCGCGAGCAGUGCGGCGCCUUCGCCCUCGCCUGGAGGUGGAAGCCACUCGUCCGUGCACGACGACUACGACGCCUCGCCCUCGUGGCCGCGCCCGCCCUCUAGUCCCGUGUUUAACAGUCACAUACCGCCGGAGUCCUACAGAUCAAAGAAGUCGGACUCGCUGGGCAAGCUGUACGAGAUGGACGACGCGCCCGAGCGACGCGGCUGGGUGGAACGGCUGCUGGCCUUCAUGGAGGAGCGGCGCACACCCAUCGCUGCCUGCCCCACCAUCUCCAAGCAGCCGCUUGACCUCUACCGCUUGUAUCUGUUGGUACGCGACCGCGGCGGCUUCGUAGAGGUGACGAAAAACAAAACGUGGAAGGACAUAGCGGGUCUGCUGGGCAUAGGCGCGUCGUCGUCGGCUGCCUACACGCUACGGAAGCACUACACGAAGAACCUGCUAGCAUACGAGUGCCACUUCGACCGCGGCGGCAUCGACCCGCAGCCCAUCAUCAACCAGGUCGAAGCGUCCACCAAGAAGAAGAGCGGCAAGUCCAACAACAACUCCACGGCAGGCUCAUCAAAUUCCCAAGAAUCAUUCCCCGGAGGCGGCGCGGGCGGCGGCGGCGGCGCGUCAAUGGAUGGCUACGGCGGCCAGUACGCCGGAUACCCGCCGCAACCCAACCAGUCACAAGGCGGCGGGCCGGGCGGCGACAACCUCGCCGCCUCCAACCCUUUCGACGAGCCGCCGGGGCCGCGCAGACCCCCAGGUUACCAGCAAGGUUACGGGUAUGAAUAUGGAUCUCCUUACCAGCCCAAUAGGCCAGUAUAUCCCCCCUAUGGACCCGACGGUGACAGGGGGUACCGGACGGGCGGCGAGUACCAGUACGGCGGCUACGGCGGCGGCUACCGCGGGGGCCCGGGCGCGGGCGGCGCGGGCGCGGGCCCCGCCCCCGCCGGCACGCCGCCGCCCGCGCAGCCCUACCCCGACUACUACCGCGCGCCGCACCCGCACCCGCCGCACUCGCCGCACCCGCACCCGCCGCACCAGCCGCACCAGCCGCACCCGCCGCACCAGCCGCACCAACCUCCGCACGAGGUGUCGGGCGGGCAGGGCCAAGCUGCUGGUAUAAUGAGCUCGCAGCUCGCGCGGCAGCUGGUGGCGCCGCUGCCCUCCCCGCGUGUCCCCUACUACGGCGGCAAGGCGAUCGGAGCGGGCGCGGGAGUCCAACCGCCCGCGGGCACGCCGCGACGGCACCCGGACUUCGCGAAGGCGGACGGGUACGCGGGCCCGGUCGCGCCGGGCGGCGGGCCGCCGGGCCCGGGCGCGCCGACGACGUCCGGCGCGGCGUGGGGCGGCGCGCCGCGGCCCUCGCACGAGCCCUACCCCGCCGCGCCAUCGCCCAGCACACCGUCAGGAAUGGCGGGCGGGCAGAUAAAGCGAGAAAUGACGUUCCCCGCGGAAUGCGUAGAGGCGGCGCUGCCCACCGGCGACAAGCGGCGCCGCCUCACCAAGGCCGACGUGGCGCCGGUGGACGCCUGGCGCAUCAUGAUGGCGCUCAAGUCCGGGCUGCUGGCCGAGACGUGCUGGGCGCUCGACAUCCUCAACAUCUUGCUGUUCGACGACAACUGCAUAGGCUACUUCGGGCUGCAGCACAUGCCCGGCCUGCUCGACCUGCUGUUGGAACACUUUCACAGAAGUUUAAGUGAAGUGUUCGACGCGCCGACGACGGAGGAGACCCCCUGGUACGCGCGGCCCGCCAGCCCCACGCCGCCGCGGGCCGCGCGCCGCCGCCUCGAGCCGCCCGACCCCGCCGAGCGCGUGCGCGUGCUCGCCGGCGACAACUACACGCUCGAGACGCGCCGCCGCCAGCCCGUCACCCUGCGCGCCGGCGACGAGCUGUUCGCGCCCGAGCCCUGCGCCGCGCCGCGCGCCGCGCUCGACGACGUGCUCGAGCCCUGGCAGCACGCCGAGCCCGCCGCCGCGCACCUCGUGCCCUGCUUCCGCGCCGACUACCUGCACCUGCCCUUCGCGCGCCUGCUGCCCGGCCGCCGCGCGCCCAGCCCGCCGGCGCCCGCGGCGACCGCGUCGACCGCGCCGGCGCCGGCCGCCACGCCCGCGCCCGCCCCCGCCGCGCCCGACGCGGACAACCUCGAGGCCGAGCCCAUGGAGCUGGAGCCCGAGCGCGAGCGCCGGCCCGCGCUGCAGGUGCGCGACCCGGCCGGCGUGCUCAAGCGCCGCCGCCUCGAGGACUACGAGGACGAGUGCUACACGCGCGACGAGCCCAGCCUCAACCUCGUGGACGAGACGCGCGACGCGCUCGCCAAGCGCUGCGUGGCGCUGUCCAACAUUCUGCGCGGGCUCACGUUCGUGCCCGGCAACGAGGCCGAGUUCUCGCGCUCCGGCGCCUUCCUGGCGCUGGCCGGCAAGCUGCUGCUGCUGCACCACGAGCACGCGCCGCGCGCCGCCCGCGCGCGCGCCUACGAGCCGGCGCGCGACGACGCCGAGCCCGACGCCUGCUGCUCGUCGCUGCGCGGCGCCGCCGAGUGGUGGUGGGACGCGCUGGCGCAGCUGCGCGAGGACGCGCUCGUGUGCUGCGCCAACGUGGCGGGCGGCGUGGAGCUGGCGGCGCAGCCCGAGGCCGUGGCGCGGCCGCUGCUGGACGGGCUGCUGCACUGGAGCGUGUGCCCGGCGGCCGUGGCCGGCGACGCGCCGCCCGCCGCGCACGCCGGCUCGCCGCUGUCGCCGCGCCGCCUGGCGCUGGAGGCGCUGUGCAAGCUGUGCGUGACGGACGCCAACGUGGACCUGGUGCUGGCCACGCCGCCGCGCGGCCGCAUCGGCGCGCUGUGCGCGGGGCUGGCGCGCGACCUGUGCCGGCCGGAGCGGCCGGUGGUGCGCGAGUUCGCCGUGAACCUGCUGCACUACCUGGCGGGCGCGGGCGGCGGCGCGGCGCGCGAGGUGGCGGCGCAGGCGGCGGCCGUGGCGCAGCUGGUGGCGUUCAUCGAGCGCGCCGAGCACGCGGCGCUGGGCGUGGUGAACCAGCACGGCGUGGCGGCGCUGCGCGACAACCCGGACGCGAUGGGCACGUCGCUGGACAUGCUGCGGCGCGCGGCGGCCACGCUGCGGCGGCUGGCGGGGCACGCGGAGAACCGGCCGCUGCUGCGGCGGCACGAGCGGCGGCUGCUGGCGCUGGUGAUGAGCCAGAUCCUGGACCAGAAGGUGGCGCACGAGCUGGCGGGCGUGCUGUUCGCGCUGGCGCAGGCGCGCGACUGAGUGUGACGUCACGCGCCGUGUACAUAGGGGGCGCCGGCCGGACUGUUAGCCCCUCCGGUUUUGUUAUUUAUGUCCGUGAUGAUUUAUUUACGAGAAUGUCGAUGUGCAUUACGAUUUCUAUUGUUCGAUCGAAGAAAGAUGUAUUAUAACUCGUAAUUUUGAUUUUUAUAAUAAAAUGGGACUUGAAUCUGUUUAUUGGUUUUAUGAUGGAGAUUUUAUACCGAGUACCUUUAGCGCCUUUGUCUAUAAGAGAAUACGUAGUGGAGAGUGUGAGGAGCUUAUGUGGGCUAUAAGUUUUAAUUAAGUUUAAUGUGAAUUAUUACAAUAAUCUAUAAUAUAUUGAAAUUGAAUCUGAA